AUGUCCUUUGUCAUGGAUAACAAGUUAGACUGUAAAGGCCUCGAAUACCAGCCCAAGGGAUCUGGCCUUAGUUUGGUGGUCAGGGACCACACAAAGGUUAUAAGCAGAGGAAGGACAGGAUCAGAGUUGGGCUCCAAGAGGGUUGGCCUGAAGCAAAGACAUACUGGAGGUCGGGGAAAGGAGGGCGUGUCCUGUCGGCUGCGGCUGCGAGCUCUCAAUACUGAGAGUCCACAGGCCCUGGGCAGCCAACGGAGUUCAGGAAUCCCCGGGAAAAGGCUGAAAGCACCUGGCAGAGUCUGCUUUGCCCUGGCCAUUCUGCUGGCAAUUGUGGAGAACAAGCUUGGUCGAUGAAUGCACAUCCUCAGUUCAACUUCCCAGGAGCGGAAGCAACUGUGUAUUAAAAAAGAAGAGGCUGAGGUGGGUAUGGUGUUUUUGUGCAAGGACAAGUCUUGAGACUGUUCCCCUGAGACUAGCUUGGAGCAACUGAGACUUAAAUAGGAUCCUGGGAAAGAUGGUAUCAGUGAAAUAUCAUCUCAGUUGGUGUUCACCAUAAACCAAGCCAUGGCAUUGGACAGUGAGACCUACCAGUGGUGUGCCAGAAGCCAGAAGCUGGAUAUCCGCCUUCAGGGCCAUUAUUUCUCUGUUUGAGUCACAGACACUGUCAGUCACACAGUGACUCAAAAAAAAAAAAAUUGACACCCCAAGUUUGGCCACAGUAAAGGUGCUCUCAGUUCAGGCUUCCUGCAAGAAAAGGUCUGGAUGAUGCUGGUCACCAGCCUAGUGGCCCUUCAAGGUAUGUUCAGAAGAGCUUUUAGCACCCCAAGAAAUGAGGGUGCUAUACCUGUAACAUCUUGA
Molecule: messenger RNA, 855 nt
Organism: Globicephala melas (long-finned pilot whale)
Lineage: Eukaryota; Metazoa; Chordata; Mammalia; Artiodactyla; Delphinidae
Gene: CD160
Product: CD160 molecule
Biological process (GO): regulation of adaptive immune response
Cellular component (GO): plasma membrane
Molecular function (GO): transmembrane signaling receptor activity
Source: RefSeq, a predicted model, not a curated record